AUGCGAGCGCGAAGCGCGAAGCCCCCUACGGCGUGGGAGCUGGUUACAUCAGACAAACAUCAACCACUUCUGAUUGGAGAUUUCAACAUUCAAGUUGAUAAUGUCUCCAACAAAGACUCAAAGACGUUUUCCGACAUCCUGUAUGCAGCUAGACUUCAACAACAUGUCUGUGAUGUUACGCAUCAAGCCGGACACACCCUUGACCUUGUGAUCACCAGGAAAGAUGGACAUCCUCUACUUGAUACGUCAUGUGUCUCAGGACUACCUUCCGAUCACAAGGCUGUUGUCUGUUCAGUUAAUUUUGCUCGUUCACAGUGUCCCAAGAAACUGAUUAAAUGUCGUAAGGUGAAAGAUAUAAAUUUGGACCAGUUUUGCGCAGACUUACGUAAAUCCAUAUCGGCAUUACCCAGCAAAUCAUGUCCAUCUGAACUCGCAGUGCAAGUUAAUACUGUACUUCAGGAACUGAUGGACAGUCAUGCUCCCGAGAAGACUAUCCAGGUAUCCCAAAGACCAUUUGCACCUUGGUACGAUGACAAUGUGGCAGAAUCCAAACGCCAAAAACGUCGUGCAGAGCGUCGUUCAGCGAAAACUGGAUUGAUGAUCGACAAAGAACUAUACAAAGAAGCGUGCAGAUCCUACAGCAAGACUCUAUUCCAAUCGAAAUCGCAAUAUAUGAAGCAGGAAAUUGAACAGCUCAACAACAAAGGGCUCUUUCAAUUCGUACACAGACUUUCCACCCAAUCAUCAUCCCGAACCUUGCCGAAGCAUGACUCAGACAAGAAACUGGCUAAUGACUUUGGAAUGUUCUUCUACAGUAAAGUCCAGAGCAUUGUGAACAAACUUAGUAGCCAGUCAAUGUCUGAGGAAGGUUCAACAAAACUCCAGCUGCAGGCCAGGUUUUCAGAAUUCCAAACGGUGUCUGAGGAUGUCGUAAGGAGAGCCAUCAAGCAAAGCCCGUCCAAGUCUUGUCGCCUGGACCCAGCCCCGACUUGGCUUGUCAAGACCUGCCUCGAUGAGAUGUUGCCCCUCAUCACUCGGGUUAUCAACCUGUCAUUGUCAACUGGAAUAGUCCCAUGUAUUUUCAAAACUUCUCACAUAACACCUGUUCCAAAGAAAUCUCUCCAGGAUCCUGAUGACCUUGCCGGUUACAGACCUAUUGCCAACCUGAUGUUCCUCUCAAAGAUCUUGGAAAAGAUUGUUGACAAUCAACUGCGUGCUUAUCUUCGAGAGCACAACCUGUUUCCAGCCAUGCAAGCGGCAUAUCGUGCAAAUCACUCGACAUAG
Molecule: messenger RNA, 1284 nt
Organism: Asterias rubens (European starfish)
Lineage: Eukaryota; Metazoa; Echinodermata; Asteroidea; Forcipulatida; Asteriidae
Exons: 2
Coding region: 1-1284 (427 amino acids)
Source: RefSeq, a predicted model, not a curated record